GGUCGGGGGGCGGGGCGCUGAGUGAGGCGGCUCCCGGCGGCGGCCGCCAUGUCGGGCAGCGAGGGGCUGCUGUCGGUGGACUACGAGGUGUCCGGCAGGGUGCAGGGCGUCUUCUUCCGAAAGUACACCCAGGGCGAGGCCAAGAGGCUCGGGCUCGUCGGCUGGGUCCAGAACACGAGCCAUGGCACCGUGCAGGGGCAGGUGCAGGGCCCGGCCGACCGCGUGCGGGAGCUGCAGGAGUGGCUGCGGAAGACGGGGAGCCCCCAGUCCCGCAUCAGCCACGCCGAGUUCAGCAACGAGAAGCAGAUCGCGGCCCUGGAGCACGCGGAUUUCAGGAUCGUGAAGUAACUUUGCCCGGAAAGCGGCGACGCCUGGAGCACGAGCCGCCCGCGCAGAACGUGCCCUCCUCCCUGCUCGUCCAGUCAGCUGAUGUUCAACUCUAGAGAACUUUAUUUUGUUACAUGUCUAAUUUAUUGGUUUGUUGUACUGUUAGCGUGACUAAACCACUCACAGAAUGUUGGCGGGCAAAGAGCUGUUGUAUCUCUAUGGAAGGGGCUGCGUAGCAGUGUGGCCUGUUACUCUGAAUGCGUGUGCAGAGUGAGUUUUGAGUUGUUGUAAGUGUAUGAAAUGCAGAAUUUGUGUAACGUUGUGCUCACGUGAAGGAAGUCACGGAGCCAAUGCCAGUUUGAUUGCUAAAAGCGCUACUUUUGUGACCGAAACGUCUCAGAAACAACUUAUUUUGUGCGUUAUCUGCCAAGAAGUUUAUUUUCUAUUUCGAAUAAAAUUGCUUGCAGCUUGCUUGUA
Molecule: messenger RNA, 804 nt
Organism: Cygnus atratus (black swan)
Lineage: Eukaryota; Metazoa; Chordata; Aves; Anseriformes; Anatidae
Gene: ACYP1
Product: acylphosphatase 1
Exons: 2
Coding region: 49-348 (99 amino acids)
Molecular function (GO): acylphosphatase activity
Source: RefSeq, a predicted model, not a curated record